AUGACAUUUACCAAAGGCGUGACUCCUUCGACAGAAAAGUAUGACGGGUCUUCUCUACGUGUCUUGAUAGUACACACACGUUGGAAUUGUGAGAUCGUAGAAGCGUUAGUUCGUGGAGCAAAAGAAACGAUGACUUCAGAAUAUAACGUGAAAUCUGAAAAUAUUUCAAUCCAAACGGUCGCUGGUUCUUAUGAACUUCCUUUUGCUGCUCAAAGCCUUAUUGGAGCUUCGAGAAUGAGCCCCCAAAGUUUCGAUGCUGUUAUUUGUAUUGGCGUUUUAAUUAAAGGUUCAACAAUGCACUUUGAAUAUAUCGCGGAAGCCGUAAGUCAGGGAAUCAUGAGGGUUAGUCUAGACAGUGGUGUACCUAUUGUUUUUGGUGUUCUUACUUGUUUGAAUGAUGAACAAGCAUUGGAAAGGGCCGGCUUGGGAGACAAUGAAUCUAAACAUAAUCAUGGAAUUGAUUGGGGCCGGUGCGCAGUUGAAAUGGGUGUUAAGAAUACUAGGUGGAUGUCCGGCACUAUUUAA
Racocetra fulgida is the source of this 525-nucleotide messenger RNA. The record is from the annotation of a GenBank genome assembly. NCBI's taxonomy places the organism in Eukaryota, Fungi, Glomeromycota, Glomeromycetes, Diversisporales, Gigasporaceae.